Molecule: messenger RNA, 1638 nt
Organism: Humulus lupulus (European hop)
Lineage: Eukaryota; Viridiplantae; Streptophyta; Magnoliopsida; Rosales; Cannabaceae
Product: amino acid transporter AVT1I-like
Exons: 3
Coding region: 163-1467 (434 amino acids)
Cellular component (GO): plasma membrane
Source: RefSeq, a predicted model, not a curated record
AGAGGUCUCUUUACAAUUUUAGCCUCUCUUCUCUUCAGUUCUGAACUAUGAACACUUACAACUUCUAGACCUCUCUCUGCUCUCUACAAAUAUAUUCUCAGCUCUUAUCUGAAAGUACUUCUUUUGAAUUGCAUCUCUUCUUUCUCUGUGUCGACCCUAAACAUGGAGGCCGACCACAGAGAUGGAUUUUCCUUGACCUUGCCUCUUAUGUCUGAAGAUAAGCAUAAUGGACUAAGUAGCAAGCUAGAAGAAGUUGAGUCUAACCAUCCUCAGGCCACUACAACAAGCUCCACCUCUUUCUUCAAAACCUGUUUCAAUGGAUUAAAUGCUUUAUCAGGAGUUGGAAUACUCUCAAUCCCAUAUGCACUAGCAACUGGAGGAUGGUUAAGCUUGAUACUGUUCUUUACUAUAGCUACGGCAGCCCUCUACUCGGGCUUGUUGAUUAAAAGAUGUAUGGAAUUUGAUUCCGAUAUCAGAACUUACCCUGACAUUGGAGAGAGAGCAUUUGGAGACAAAGGAAGAAUGAUAGUCUCCAUUGUUAUGUUCACUGAGCUCUACUUAGUUUCUGCAGGUUUCUUAAUUCUAGAAGGUGAUAACUUGUACAACCUCUUUCCUGGAGAUGGUUUUGAAAUAGCAGGGUUAACAAUUGGUGGGAAACAGUCUUUUGUACUGAUUGUUGCUCUUGUUAUCUUACCAACUGUAUGGUUAGAAAAUUUGAGUCUUCUUUCUUAUGUCUCGGCGAGUGGGGUGCUAGCCUCUGCUAUCAUCCUCUUCUCCAUUGUGUGGACUGGCGCGUUCGAUGGAGUCGGGUUUCAUCAAGAGGGAACACUGAUUAAUUGGAAUGGAAUCCCUACUGCUAUGAGCUUGUACGCCUUCUGUUAUUGUGCUCAUCCAGUUUUCCCAUCUCUCUAUACUUCCAUGAAGAACAAACACCAGUUCUCUAAUGUCUUGAUUCUCUGUUUUGUUAUAUGCACGGUUGGUUAUGCUUCCAUGGCAGUAUUUGGGUACUUAAUGUUCGGGUCAGGAGUACAAUCACAGAUCACUUUGGAUCUUCCAACAGGGAAACUCAGCUCAAGGAUAGCCAUAUACACAACUUUGGUGAAUCCCAUUGCCAAAUAUGCUCUAAUGGUGACACCUAUAAUUGAUGCAGUCAAAAAUGGCUUUCCAUGUUUCCUCAACAAAAGAUUCUUUGGUCUAAUUAUUGGCAUCGCUUUGGUGAUCAGCAGUGUCAUAGUAGCCCUUCUUGUGCCAUUUUUCGCGUCCCUCAUGUCAUUAGUCGGAGCAUUUUUGAGUGUGACAGCUUCUAUCAUUAUUCCCUGUUUAUGCUACUUGAAGAUUUCUGGUAUUUACCGGACAUUUAAUAGUGAAAUGGUUCUUGUAGCGAUUACAAUAUUAAUGGGGGUUGCUGUUACCAUAAUCGGUACUUACACAUCUGUUCUAGAUAUAUUAGUGAAUCUGAAAAUGUAAAGGUUUGUCUUAGUACAAGGUAUUUUUCGAUGUAGAAAUUGAGACUUUUCCUCUGUCAAUUAUUGUUUUAUUUGACUAAGCAAAUAAUACUUCGCAUUUUUGUAAUAGCUAUCUUUAGUGAUUGUUCAUAUGAGUUUUAUUUGUCGAUGUAGAAAUCGAGACUUUUCCUGU